AUGCGUGGCCUUGAGGGCGUGGUGUCCGGGGCUGCGGCCUUGCCACCGCCCCUGCGGCCAGGCGCCGCCGAUGGCGUUUCUGAGGUGACGCGCUGCUGGCACCGACCCUCUCUCGGGGCGGGGGCAUCACCCAUGAACCUCUCGUCGGCCCUCUUCGUCCGGCGCCAGAACAUCGGAUCAGAAGUUGAUAAUUCCACUAUUGAGAAACAAAGGAAGGAGCUGCAGUUGCUCAUUGGAGAACUGAAAGAUCGAGAUAAAGAGCUCAAUGAUAUGGUUGCAGUGCAUCAGAGACAACUUCUUUCAUGGGAAGAGGAUCGGCAGAAAGUGUUGACUUUGGAGGAACGUUGCAGCAAAUUAGAAGGUGAGCUGCAAAAAAGAACCGACAUAAUCAAGUCACUCAUGAAAAAGGUCAAGAUCCUUGAAUCCAAUCAAACAGAAUGUCAGACAGCUCUUCAGAAGACUCAGCAACAGCUUCAGGAAAUGGCUCAAAAAGCUACACACUCUGCCCUUCUCUCAGAAGACCUUGAGGCUAGAAACGAAAAUCUCAGCAGCACAUUAGUGGAACUUUCUGCUCAGGUAGGACAAUUGCAAGCUAGAGAGCAGGCUCUCACUACCAUGAUAAAGCUAAAGGACAAAGAUAUUAUUGAGGCAGUCAAUCACAUUUCAGACUGUUCGGGUAAAUUUAAAUUGUUAGAGCAUGCUUUACGUGACGCUAAGGUGGCAGAGACUUGUAUUGUGAAAGAAAAACAAGAUUACAAGCAGAAAUUGAAGGCACUUAGGAUUGAAGUCAAUAAACUGAAAGAGGACCUAAGUGAAAAGACAACAGAAAACAACGAACAACGAGAAGAGAUCAUUCGCCUCAAGCAAGAGAAGAGUUGUCUACAUGACGAAUUGAUUUUUACUGUUGAGAGAGAAAAGAGGAAAGAUGAGUUACUUGAUAUUGCAAAGUCAAAGCAAGAUCGCACAAAUUCAGAGCUGCACAGUCUGAGACAGAUUUAUGUAAAACAACAGAGUGACCUGCAGUUUCUUAAUUUCAAUGUAGAAAAUUCUCAGGAAUUAAUACAGAUACAUAACUCAAAGAUGGAGGAAUCAAAAGUUCUGGAAUGCAGCAGAGACUUGUGCUUAUCAGACCUUGACAAUAACUACCCAAAAAUCGAUAUUAAGAGAGAGAGAAAUAAGAAGUCAUUGGUUAAGGAUCAAAAGUUUGAGGUCACGUUGACUCAGCACAAUAGGUCAGACAAGAGCUGUUGUGAUGCAUGCAAAGAGAAGAAACUACAGGUUAAUACUUCGUUUGGGGAAAAAAGUGUAAUUGCUCUCUCAUCUCUAUUUACCAAAGACUUACUGGAGAAACAAAAGUCUUGGUCUCUGGGUGGAAAAAUCAAGACUGAACCUGAAAGCAAAGUUAAACUAUGCAGGCUUCAUGCAAAAUCACCAAAAGGCAAUGGAGUGGAGUUUCAGAUGGAAGAGAAGCAGCUUUCAGAGACAUCCAUCUCAAUACCCGAUGAGAAGCAGUGGCAUGACAUCAACGUUUUUCUGGGUCUUUCCAACUGCUCUGCCUGCAAACAGCCAGAAAAGCUGGAUGGUGACUGCCACGACCCUGCAGAACCACCUGAAAUCUCAUGCUGCACCCAAAAUGAAGCCUGUAUAAAUGACAAUGACCUGUAUGAGUCCAAGUGCUGCCACCCAAGUAACAUCAUCAUCGAAGCUCCAGGGCACAUGACUGACGUAGAGUGGAUGAACAUUUUCAAACCUUCCAAAAUGCAACGCAUUGUUCGCCACAAAACCUUGUGCACUUGUUCAGGAGCCGACAGCAGGGUAAAAUAUAAUUCCUCAGCAAGUGAGCUCACUGGCGUUCAGUCUCCUCAGUGUUUGGGUUCCUCAAAGUCUCCUGAAAGAGAAGAUGAGUCAGAUGCACCUCCUGACAAAAGAACCUCACCCAAGAGUGUAUUCAUCAGCAAAGAUGCAGCAUUGUCCAAUGAAAAGGAUGACUUUUCUCCUACCAGUAAGCUCCAGCGCCUGCUGGCUGAGUCUCGGCAGAUGGUCAAUGAUCUGGAAUUGAGCACACUGCUGCCCAUCAGCUGUGAUAAUCUCAACAGAAGUAAGCAGGACUCCAAUUGGAAGGCAGAAAGUGGAUACCAUACUUUAUCUGAAGACAAAGGACUGUGAUUCCCAUGUAAGCAGCACUUAAUACAAAGGCAAGCAGAAACUCAAAAGUUCACUUCUUAAAGCAUCUAUAUUUUGUUUUUGAUGAGCCAUUUUUGUGUAAAAGAUAUUUUCAUGCCUAAAAAAUGAGGCCUUGCUCUCUACAUGUGUUUGGAAAUAUGCUAAAAGGAAAAAAAUCCCACUCUGUCAAGAUGCAGACACUUGCAGUGUUUGAGAGCCCUGCGUGGAAAGUGCUGCUUUAGUUGUCUGCCUUCUUAAAGCUUGGGUGUAUAUUCACACCAUGACUGACCUCUCAGAGUCAGCUUCCUGUAUGUGACACAGUCCUUCUUCUCUUAUGGUUUCAGUGCUGGACUUUGUGUUGAUGGACAGGAGACAAAGUGUGUAAAGUUUGAAAUGUGACACUGUCACCUGGGGUGCUGCAGUUCAGGCCCAUCCGUCCUCAGGCGACAGCUACAUCACAUCUGGCUUUGUAGUAGGCAGUUCACUCACACAAGACAGCCCUGGAUGGAAGAUCGCUUUAUGUGGAUUUUAAUAAAAUGUGUUGAAGACCAAAAGUUCCAUUUAACUUGUAAUUUAAUUUUUUAAAACAUUAUACUAUUUGCCUCUGUUCUUUCUACCAGAA
Psammomys obesus (fat sand rat) is the source of this 2785-nucleotide messenger RNA. It is a transcript of the gene Ccdc62, whose product is annotated as coiled-coil domain containing 62. The transcript has 12 exons. Bases 1 to 2166 code for a protein of 721 amino acids. Lineage: Eukaryota; Metazoa; Chordata; Mammalia; Rodentia; Muridae. The record is from RefSeq and is a predicted model, not a curated record.